AUGCUGACAUCCAAUAAUGGAGAGGCCAAAGCAGGCGACGACGAUGAAUUACUAAACGCCACAGAUCAUUCCCAGCAUGACGCUGUUCUGGCCGAUGAAGGGAACGAAUCCAGUUACUCCCGACUGACCACACCAGGGUACGGCAGCGACUCAGAUGGUGGAACAUACUCUGGACAAAGACCACAGCUCAAUCCCGGUCAAGCAGUUAAAAGAACUAGAGCAGACCGAGAAGAAAGUGAAGAAUAUGAUCCUAGUAACCCCAUGGGAAUUGAACGAGAGAGAUAUAAGAAACGAGUUCCUGCGAAAGUCAUAGAUCGUUUAUGGACCAAACUAGAGCCCGAGCAGUUCAGAUCUCUAGACAAUCUUUUCAAUGUGGCUCUUAAUAAGUCGCUAGAAAGAUAUAAGGGGAGUGCCAACGAACACUAUAAGGUUGCAGAAGCACAACGAGUGUUAUCACAUCAUUGGGCCAGUGAGAAACUACCGAAAUCCUUCUUGGCUAGGCUUAAGAUGACUAAGCUACCGCCUGUCAAGUCAUUGCAAGUGAGAAUGAGAGGCGCCAAAGCGGAGGAGUACGAUCUUCUUGAUAUUGAUCAGGCUCAGCGUAAGAAAGCCAUGUACGAGGCAUACCUACUGGCAGAGAACCAGCAGCUUCAGGAGCUACAAGCAUAUCAUAAGUCAAUUAAAAAGGCAUUUGAUGAAGAUUCAAAGUAUUUGGAGGAGUUCAAGAAGACUACUGCGUCCAUUCAAGCACAGACCACACGGGAGACCGAGGAAAAGAAGAAGCUAUUCCAUCUUGACGUUCCUCAUGCAGCUGACGACAUCAAUCUCAGUAAUAUACCAACACCCAUUCCGGAUAAUCUUGCGAGUGCUUCUUUCAAUCCAAACAAAGACUCUGAUGUGAAACACGCCACAACAGAAAUUAUCCGAGCUUCUUGGGAUAUGUGA
This is a messenger RNA of Candidozyma haemuli, 945 nucleotides long. RefSeq lists its product as uncharacterized. Lineage: Eukaryota; Fungi; Ascomycota; Pichiomycetes; Serinales; Metschnikowiaceae. The coding region runs from base 1 to 945 and encodes 314 amino acids. The record is from RefSeq and is a predicted model, not a curated record. The transcript has 2 exons.